AUUCCGCAUUUUUCCAACUAUCUUAUCUUCACAACGUUUUCUGGGCUCCUUGCCCUGUAGUAGUAUUAAUAACCAAUCAAUAUUUCAGGAAUCUCACCACGAGCAGCAUCAAGAUGAAACUUGUACGGAUUACAAGAAAACUAAUAAUAUUCUCCUGUGCAUUUUUGGCAAUUCUGAUUUGUUUCAACGAGGCUUCAAAAGAGCCUAUACAUGAACACGAGGCCGAAAGAAAGACUGAGAACCUGAAACAAACUUUACCAUCCAAACACCUCCACUGGGAUAAUCAUCACUAUGGUAAUAAAAUGCUCCACCACCAACUGAAAGAGCAGAUUAGCAAGUUUUCUGUAGAGGACCAUGACCUGAAUUCCAAAGAUCAUAUUCCUCAUCCACUGAAACUAGCAAGAAAGAAAGAAAGUGAUGACUGUCUACCUAUGAUACUCAAAAAAGAAACCAAUCAUAUUUCUAGUGGACACUAUAGGUCUAAGCCAAAGGGAACAAGAGUGAACCUGGCAACCCAAAGCACCAAUACUACAAAAGGGACACACCACCAUUAUAACCAUUUCAAACAAAUGCAAAUUCAAGGUCAUCAUGUUGGUAAAAUCCAAAUUCCCAGAAGUAGAACCCUAUUUAAUAGUUUAAAAGGUUCCAGCAAUGGUCUUAGAAACAGAAAAAUAACCAUUCUUACGAAAACUGCAUCAGGGCGAAAACUUCCUAAAAGCAAAAUCAAGAAAUUGAAGAAGGUUGCUGAGAGAAAGAAAUUAAUACCAAAGUGGAAAGUACAGUCCAAAAAUGUGUAAACACGUCUUUGUCUUCCACCUAAUUUAGAUACCAGUAAAUUUAAGCACAUAGAAUUUUAAGAUAGACUUGACAACUGUUAGGAAACGAAUAGAACUGGUGUAAAAACUGAUAAAUUACUUGAUUUUUGGUAGUUAAUCAAAAUAUAUUAAGUUAAUACAAAACGCUGAUGCAUGUAAUAGCAUUUUGAUUUAUCAAUCUUUGUGAACUGUAGUUUUUUAAAUAUGCUAUAUCUCUCACAUUAUCAACCUGAAUGCAAAAAACGUGAAUAUAAAUGUAUAAAGACUAAAUACAUAUAAUUUCUUUAUUUUUUAUUAUUAACAUCAAAAACAUUUAAUAAUGUACAUAUAUAAUACAGAAAUUUAUAAAACAAAUGAAAAACUUUCUGUGCACACAAAAAUUAAGCUCUUGUAUUCAUUUAAUCUUCUUUAAAAAAAGGUUUAAAUUUUUGUGUUAUUUUGUUUUGCAAAUUUAUUCAGAGUAAAGGAACAAAUACGUGUAAAAGUAUUAUGAAAUAUAAAAUUUAAAUUAGUAAUUUUUAGUAGUGUUUGUUUGUUUAUUAUAGUGCAAAGCUAUGUAAUAGUCUAUCUGCACUUUGUCCACUAUGGGGAAUCAAAUCCCAUAUUUUAGAGUUAUAAGUCUGUAAGCUUACCACUGACCCACUGGAGAACUUAUAGUAAUAAAGGAUUAGAUUUGUGUAUGACUUGUACAAUGUACUAAUUUCUAUAAAAAAAAACUGUA
Molecule: messenger RNA, 1536 nt
Organism: Limulus polyphemus (Atlantic horseshoe crab)
Lineage: Eukaryota; Metazoa; Arthropoda; Merostomata; Xiphosura; Limulidae
Exons: 4
Coding region: 114-797 (227 amino acids)
Source: RefSeq, a predicted model, not a curated record